Molecule: messenger RNA, 1250 nt
Organism: Malus domestica (apple)
Lineage: Eukaryota; Viridiplantae; Streptophyta; Magnoliopsida; Rosales; Rosaceae
Product: chloroplastic lipocalin-like
Molecular function (GO): small molecule binding
Source: RefSeq, a predicted model, not a curated record
GACGUUUUGAUGGGAUUACAUUAUAGGAGGGAGGAGAGAGAUCUUGCCAGCGAAAAUUGUGGAAAAACUCUGGAGCUUUUGAAGGGAAAAGCAUAGAAAAUGGUUCUUGUGCUCCAAUGCUCUCUUCCUCCUCCUCCAAAUGUCUCCACCAGCAGGAGAGUGCCUGGUAAGAUAAUGAUGAGUUGCUGUUUGGAGCAAUGUAUCAGCAGCAAGCCUCUGACCAGGCAGGUUUUAUCCGGGCUUGCUGCAACGUUAGUGUUCAUCUCUCAAACGAACCAGGCUGUUGCAUUAGAUGUUUCCCAUCAACGAAAUAUAUAUGAGUUUGCAAAUGCUUCGGAGAAGGCACUUACUCUUCCGCUCGAUAAGGGAUCCGAUGAAGGAGAUGAGAGGCUAAUGAUGAUGAGAGGCAUGACAGCAAAGAACUUUGACCCUAUUAGAUAUUCUGGAAGGUGGUUUGAAGUUGCUUCGCUUAAACGCGGAUUUGCUGGGCAAGGUCAGGAAGACUGCCACUGCACCCAGGGUGUAUAUACAUUUGACUUGACGAAACGGGCCAUCCAGGUUGAUACCUUCUGUGUUCAUGGGAGCCCUGAUGGAUAUAUUACUGGCAUACGGGGAAAUGUUCAAUGCCUUUCGGACGAAGAUUUGGAGAAAAAAGAAACGGAUCUAGAAAAGCAGGAGAUGAUCACAGAGAAGUGUUACCUUCGUUUUCCAACGUUGCCAUUUAUCCCUAAGCUGCCAUAUGAUGUGAUUGACACUGAUUAUGACAAUUACGCUCUUGUUUCGGGAGCGAAAGACAAGGGUUUUAUACAGAUUUACUCGAGAACACCUAAUCCUGGUCCUGAGUUCAUAGAGAAGUACAAAUCUUACUUGGCCAACUUCGGAUAUGACCCGAGCAAAAUCAAGGACACACCACAAGACUGUGAGCAAAUGACAGACACGCGGUUAUCUGCAAUGAUGUCGAUGCCCGGGAUGCAACAGGCAUUAACAAAUCAAUUUCCUGAUCUAGAACUGAAGAAACCUGUUCAAUUUGAUCCCUUUACGAGCGUAUUCGACACCCUAAAGAAGCUUGUUCAGCUUUAUUUUAAAUAGCCCUGAGCUGCUUAGUCUUUGCUCUUCUUGUUUGUUAUCUGUUCUGUUCUUACAAAUCAAACUAGAAGAGAGGUUAAGUCGUUGUUCGUACCAUUCAUGGUUUCUUCUUUGUAAUUUUCAUACUGGUGCAAUGAGAAAUUAAAAUGAUAUUUUAUAAAUAA